ACAAAAUUUUCCGCAGUCGACUCCCAUGGCAGUGGCGGGCCUGGAAGAUGAAUUGCGGAAAGCUGGCCUGGAACGAUGCCUGGCAGCUGCUGUGGAAUGGUGUGAGAGGAUGGGACCGAAAGACAUGGAGGAAAUCGGCGAAGAGGAGAUUUUCGACGACUUUGCUGAAGCAUUGCAGUUGAGGCCCUUGGAACGCAGGCGUCUCCUAAAAGGCCCCAUGGGGGCAUCACGAGCAGCUGGUGGCGGAUAUGCAGGUGAGGGGAUCAAUGUGAGCACUGCCGCUGCUGAGCCAAGUGCCCCGUCAAAGAACGUGCAGGUGGUUGGCAAGGGUACCUGGGUGGUGCGAAACACCUUCCUGGAUUUCGACGAUGGAGCCAGGGCAUCAGAUCUUCAACGUGCCAGCACGGUUCCAGCCCCACCCAAGGAGGUUGAGGAGGAUGACGAACCCUGCGAACCCUUCGAGGAGGCGGACUUCCUGCCGACCAUUGACAGUAGUCUCUACAAGACCAUGACCUUCGAUUCCUUUGAGGAAGACAGGAACUGGGACUGGCUGCAAGGCCGUCACUUGGAGGCUGUGGAAGAACAACACGAGGAGCUGCAAGAGCAGGAGUAUCCAGCUGAGCAGGAGGCGGUGGGGAUGAUGAUGAUUCCCAUUGAAGCAAUGCCUGGCUACGUGGUGCCGGUCCAAGACAUGUGCUAUCCUGCAGGCUGCUUUGCUGUCCCUAUGGAUCGCUUCGGUCGCUUUCCUGGCGCUAUGGAGCAACUUCCCAUGCCAGAUAUCUCUUCCAUUGGUGUGACUACCACGGCAGACAACAAGCGAGCACAGGUCUUGCAGCGCGCCUUCAGCGUGGCCAGCAAUGUCUACCGCAUACGUUGGACAGUGGAUGCCAGGAAGCUGAAGAGCACCGACAAGGAGGCGGUUUCCCCUCAGUUUGAUCUGACCUUCUCUGGAGGCGUUGUGCCCUUCAAGAUGAUCAUGCGUCCGCGGGCGGUGGCACAAGAGCGCGGUGGCGCCAGCUUCAAGAGGUCUCGUGGACGUGGCAACAUCCAACUGCGUUGUAUGGCGGAGUCCGAUGAUGGCACCAAGCCGGUCGUCACCUUCCGCCUGGGAGUGGGGAGCGACAAGGCUGCCAAGCAGCUGAAACCGCGUGGCCCCGUGCGCCAUGACUUCUCGGAGAAAAACAUUUGCGGCCUUCCUGCGGGUCAGGAUGACUGGGACUUUGGUAAGGCCGUAGAUGACAAGACGCAAACAUUUGUUGUGUGUCUGGAGAUUCUCUCCGGCUCAGAGUAGCUGUGCCAGUGCUUGGUCUGUCUUGGCGCAUGUCGAUGAG
Cladocopium goreaui is the source of this 1331-nucleotide messenger RNA. NCBI's taxonomy places the organism in Eukaryota, Dinophyceae, Suessiales, Symbiodiniaceae. The record is from the annotation of a GenBank genome assembly.